AUGUUGGAGCAAAUGCCAAAGCAUGCGAAGUUUCUAAAGGAGUUCCUCAUGCACAAAAGGAAGUUUGAAGAACACGAGAGGGUCAUGCUCACCGAGGAAUGUAGCGCUUUGCUUCAAAAGAAACUACCACUAAAAUUAAGAGAUCCAGGGAGCUUUAACAUUCCUUGCACAAUUGGUAGUUUUUAUUUUGAUAAAGCUUUAUGUGAUUUAGGAGCUUGCAUUAACUUGAUUCCAUUUUCUAUUUUUAGGAAACUUGAUUUAGGAGAGGUGAAGUCGACCACGAUUCAUCUUCAAUUGGCUGAUAAAUCCAUAACAUAUCCCAGAGGAAUGAUAGAGGAUGUCCUGAAAAGGGUAGACAAAUUUGUCUUUCGGGCAGAUUUUGUAGUUCUUGAUAUGGAAGAAGUCUGGAACAUACCUUUAAUAUUAGGAAGGCCUUUGCUAGCUACUAGUAGGACUUUAAUAGAUGUACACCAAGGGAAACUAAUCUUAAGGGUGGAAGACGAACAAGUGGAGUUCAAUGUUUUUAACAUGGUGAAAUAUCCAUUCGAGUAA
Messenger RNA from Pistacia vera, 552 nucleotides. RefSeq lists its product as uncharacterized. Bases 1 to 552 code for a protein of 183 amino acids. Lineage: Eukaryota; Viridiplantae; Streptophyta; Magnoliopsida; Sapindales; Anacardiaceae. The record is from RefSeq and is a predicted model, not a curated record. The transcript has a single exon.